AUGAAAGGAAGAAAGCAAGCAUGUUCCUUACCUUUAACCUUUAUCUUGCUGUUCCUCUGUGUCACUGGGCAUGCAACUACUGACUUAGGUGACGAUGAAGAAGAGGAUGUUCUGGUUGCUGCUUUGCCACCACUGAAACUAGGGCAUUCAGUUUGUGGCAUGAAAGCAGAUGAAGGUCCCUGCAAAGCAAUCCACAUGCGCUAUUACUUCAAUAUUCAAAGCCGUGAGUGUGAAAUAUUCGAAUAUGGUGGAUGCCAUGGCAAUAAGAACAACUUUGUAACACUGGAAGAAUGUCAAAAGAAGUGUGUGGUAACAGAAUUGCCUCAGAAGAUGAUGUUGGCAAAAAUCGAGAAAGAAAAGCCCAGCUUCUGCUUUCAGAAGAGAGACCCUGGAAUCUGCCGAGGCUAUUUUUCCAGGUAUUUCUAUAACAAAGAAACAGAGUUAUGUGAAGUAUUCAAGUAUGGUGGGUGCCUCGGAAACCAGAACAACUUCAGGAAUUUGGAAGAAUGCCAGAGUACCUGCCAAGGCAACUCAAAUUUAUUGCAAACUGUUCCAGCCGAAGAGCAGCCUAACACUGUGAACAGUAGUUCCGCAGUGAAUGAACCCAACUGGUUUCCUGGGAUUUUUUUAAAUUUGUUGCCAACUGCUCCAAAUAAGAAGUCCAACACUCUGAACAGUAGUUCCCCGAAGGAGGAGCGCAACCAGUUUCCUAUUUUUUUUGAACCACCCGCUAUCCCUUCUUUGUGCAUGACUCCUAUGGACAGAGGACUCUGUAGAGCCAAAGAGUUAAGAUUUUUCUACAACUACUCAACUGGAAGAUGUCACCCAUUUACCUACAGUGGUUGUGGUGGGAAUGAAAAUAAUUUCAUCUCCAGAAAGUCAUGUUUGAGGAGCUGCAAGAAAGGAUUCAAUAAAAGAAAAGGUGAAAGAAGACUAAUAAAAAUCAAGAAGAAAGAAACAGUCAGUAAAGGCUCUGGGCAGGGAAAUAAUUCCUGA
Mesitornis unicolor (brown roatelo) is the source of this 996-nucleotide messenger RNA. RefSeq names its product tissue factor pathway inhibitor (lipoprotein-associated coagulation inhibitor) (gene TFPI). Gene Ontology annotation, cellular component: extracellular region. Gene Ontology annotation, molecular function: serine-type endopeptidase inhibitor activity. The record is from RefSeq and is a predicted model, not a curated record. Lineage: Eukaryota; Metazoa; Chordata; Aves; Mesitornithiformes; Mesitornithidae. The coding region runs from base 1 to 996 and encodes 331 amino acids. Gene Ontology annotation, biological process: negative regulation of peptidase activity. The transcript has 8 exons.